AUGGGAGAUAACUUAGGAUUUCGUAAUUAUGUGUACUUAUUAUGGGUGGUAUCGGUCACACCGGUCGUACAUAUCCUACAAAACGACUUAACGGCGCAAAUGGUGAACAGGGAUGUCAUGAAUGCCGACACAAUCGACGACUUAUUUGAUGACAGACUCGAGGUAUAUCGAAGAAUUAUCGAUGGGAGUGGCAAAUGUGGCGAUGGGUUACACAACUACUGGUCCCCGACUGAUAUGGACAUUCAGGGCGCCUAUCCUUACUAUUAUAAUCCAGUCAAUAAUCCUACGGCAUCUGUCAAUUUCUUGAAGGUCUAUCCAUGAAAAUAAUAUUUUUUGUUUUAUAAAUAUAUUAUUAGCACUUGUUACCGAGAACAUCUAAUCACAUUGUGAAAAUAAUACUGUAUAAAAUAACC
Oppiella nova is the source of this 413-nucleotide messenger RNA. NCBI's taxonomy places the organism in Eukaryota, Metazoa, Arthropoda, Arachnida, Sarcoptiformes, Oppiidae. The record is from the annotation of a GenBank genome assembly.